AUGAUGGCCAGUAGAAUAGUGUGUUGUGGCGUGUUCCAGGGCCUUCCUGCCAAGCUGCUUCUCUCCCACCACGGCACGAUGCCCUCCCAUUACCUGGUCACCCUAUAUGAUGAGAUGUACGGACGCCAGGUCACCUCCACCCUGCCCACAUUGUGCUCCUGGCAUCCAGACAGGCUGGCGAGGAUGCCAGAGAAGUCUGACCACCCAAUGUGAUCCAAUCUUGGGUAAGAGAUCAAGUCAACAUUAGAAUAGCCCUUUUCUAAAGCAUUGGUUCCAUCAAGUUUUGAGUGCAAAACCCAUAAGGAACACUGCACCCUGGUUGAACAAAACCACUUGUAUAUGUGUACUUAAAGUCAUUGCACAGUAUGUUUUAAUUAUGAAAAUACUUAUAUUUACUUGACUGUGGCACAUAAAAAUGUCAGCUGUAAUUACAAACUGGAGUCAAGUAAAGAAAAUAAGUAAAGAAAAAAAAUAAGCAGUGUUCCACAAUUAAAGUUUAGGCAGAAUAAAUAGCCUUUGAUUAUUCCAAAUCUGUCACAGAUAUGACUAAUGACUGCAUCACUGUAACAGCUGAGCCCUCUCUCCUUCCCUUCCUUCUCCCUCCCAGCACCUCAAACUAACUUUGGCCUGGUGGAGUCUAGACAGGUCCGUCCGGACCAGCAGCAGCCCCCCUUCCCAGCGCUAGGUGUGUACAGGUCAGCGUACCAGAGGCACCCACUAAGUGCUUUCUGCCAGCCCCGCUUAGCCAGUGUGCCAGGUGGCCUCUACAGCAAGCACCAUCCUGCCAAUCGGAACAACAACGACCUGGAUCUGAAACAACAGUCCUGCAGACAGGUCCAAGACAACUCAGUCUCCGCCAGCCUCCUCCCUCCCCUCUCUUGGGUGUAG
Coregonus sp. 'balchen' is the source of this 888-nucleotide messenger RNA. The record is from the annotation of a GenBank genome assembly. NCBI's taxonomy places the organism in Eukaryota, Metazoa, Chordata, Actinopteri, Salmoniformes, Salmonidae.